GAGUUUGCUUCCUUUGAGCUCUAGUGAUGUGCACUAAUGUAUCUAUGUAUAAAUUCCUACAGGUUCUUGCCAUAUUUGCUUUUGCCACAUGUGGAGGCUUUCAAGGUGAAACUGCUCUUCUAGUUUCCUGUGAAGGUGUGGUAAACAAAACAGUUACAGCUGCUUUUGCCUAUCCAUUCAGGUUGAAUACUGUGGCAUUUAGUGCACCAGACCCAAAAGGCUGUGGUGGUACUUGGACUGAUGCCUACCUCAUGGGCAACUUCUCCUCUUCUGCACAGUUCUUUGUUACCCUGGCAGCAUUGGUGUUCCUCUACUGUAUUGCUGCUCUCGUGGUAUAUAUUGGAUAUAACCAUGUGUAUCAGGAAAUUAACAAGUUCCCACUAACUGACUUGGCAAUCAGUGUCUUGACAGCCUUUCUGUGGCUGGUCAGUACUUUUGUUUGGGCGAAGGCGCUUGCUGACAUCAAGGUGUCCACAGGAGCCAGCAUUGUUCCAGGAAUUGAAUCUUGCAAAGCACCAGGAACAGCUUGCCAUUUUCUUUCUGUGACCAGCAUGGGAAUUCUGAAUGUGUCUGUGGUGUUUGGCUUGCUUAAUAUGAUUUUAUGGGCAGGAAAUGUUUGGCUUGUAUACAAGGAGACCAACUUGCACAGCCAAUGGAACAGAAUUUCUGAAAGUCCAACUGAAAGGGUAUAAAAAGAAGUUGAUAUUUUGAAGUGCUUCCACUUUCACAUCACACUGCCAAAAGCAUGGAGCCAUUAGGAUUUAUUUCAGUAAUAACUGAUAAUUCAUACAAACUUCUAUUUUGUACUAUGGUUUGAUGUAAGGUCUUUGGGUACUCCAACUGAAAUGUUUAAUUAUCAUGAAAUAUAUUGUGUCUUUCAAGACUAUGCAGCUUUAUAUUACAGUUUUUGAAGAGCAAAAUGAAGAGGUUAUCUGGAUGCUGACCCUUUCUGGUUCUUAAAUUAGCCUUCUAGGAGGCAUGGCUGAGAAGCAACUGUAUCUGGGUUAUUACUGCAUCAUCUUUUGUUCUGACAAGUCUUCUCUGAAAAAUGGAAAAUAAAUUCACCCAGGGCAGGUGAAAAUGCAGUUUAGUUUCUUCCUACCACUGAUACCUUGCAAAAGUCACCCAAGUAGAAUUCACAGCUCUGUCGAAGUUGCAGCCAAGAUGUGUAGGCUUCCAGAUGCUCCUUUCAGAUCAUUGUAUCAGAUCUGCUGCUGGGCCUGUCAGGAAGGACAUUACUUCUAUGUUUAAUAUGCUGUUACUGCUUAAUGGCUUGGGACAAUCUCUAAACAAGGAAAUUUGUUCAAUGAGUUCAUAGCUUCUAGUCUCACUAAUAUGAGAGUUUGUAUAUGGGUGCAAUAGAUUAUUUAAACACUUGAAGGAGGUGGGGGAGGGAGGAAAAAUAAAGUAUGGCCCAAAACACAAAUACUGUAGAAAUUGAAGUCGAUAUAUUCUGAUACUGCUUAGGCUUCUGUCUAUUACUUUUGAGGUGCAUGAACGAAGUCUGUGUAUGAAAGGGAGUAGAGGGCGAUGUCCGAAUAUGAUGAAUUCUUCAUUGAUGUUGUUCAGCUCAUUCUUUGGGAAUGAUAUUUGGGUCUUCUCAUGUAGACUUCUUUAUUAAUGUGUCUGACUCCCUGUGAAUUGCUCAGAACAAAUGUUUUGACAAACUUAAUACAAAGGCUGUUCAGUCCUUUUCUGUUUGUUUAAACUAUUUGUGAUGAAAAUAGACACAAUAGUGUGCAUAUAAUGUAAAUUGUAAUUGUUUGGUGUGCCAGAGCUAUUGACCUUCUGAUAGCAAACUGUAGUGUCAAAGGGUGUAAUAAAGUCAGUAUGAC
Messenger RNA from Taeniopygia guttata (zebra finch), 1835 nucleotides. RefSeq names its product synaptophysin like 1 (gene SYPL1). Lineage: Eukaryota; Metazoa; Chordata; Aves; Passeriformes; Estrildidae. Gene Ontology annotation, cellular component: synaptic vesicle; synaptic vesicle membrane. The record is from RefSeq and is a predicted model, not a curated record.